Molecule: messenger RNA, 1902 nt
Organism: Coffea eugenioides
Lineage: Eukaryota; Viridiplantae; Streptophyta; Magnoliopsida; Gentianales; Rubiaceae
Product: heterogeneous nuclear ribonucleoprotein 1-like
Exons: 2
Coding region: 176-1414 (412 amino acids)
Molecular function (GO): RNA binding
Source: RefSeq, a predicted model, not a curated record
UUCUCUGGGGCGCCCAAACCGCCAAACCCUAGCCCUCUGUUUCUCUCUGUCCCAUUUAUUCUUACCGUUACAUUACAAUAAUGCAUCAAUUUUUUUCCACACAUCACUAAUGUGCAAGCACACCUCCACUGUCUGUACCGAGUAGCCGAUUGGAGAGGGAGCGGUUGAAACAUAGAUGGAUUCAUCAGUAUCAGACGAAGGGAAGCUAUUCGUUGGAGGAAUUGCAUGGGACACCGAGGAAAAUAGACUCAAAGAUUAUUUUAACAAGUAUGGAGAAGUGACCCAUGCCGCGAUCAUGCGAGACAAGGCCACUGGCCAGCCCAGAGGCUUUGGCUUCGUCGUCUUCUCUGACCCCUCCAUUCUUGAUUCAGUUCUUCGAGACAAGCACACCGUUGAUGGCCGUACGGUAGAAGUUAAGAGGGCUUUGUCAAGAGCAAAACAGCAAAGCUUACGAUCAGGGGAUUCAAAUGCCAACAGCAGUAGAAACUAUGGUGGGCUUGGGAAUUACAGAACUAAAAAGAUCUUUGUUGGUGGGUUACCUUCUACUCUGACAGAAGGUGAAUUUGUGCAGUAUUUCGAGAAUUAUGGUGACAUUGCCGAUGCAGUAAUUAUGUUUGACCAGAGUACUGGUCGAUCGCGUGGUUUUGGUUUUAUCACCUUUGACGCUGAAGAUGCUGUUGAUAGAGUUUUGAACAAGACAUUUCAUGAGUUGAAUAACAAACUUGUUGAGGUCAAAAAGGCUCUUCCCAAAGAAUUUAAUCCUGUCUAUGCUGCUCAUGGCAGAAACUUCAAUGCUUAUGGUUCUUACAGUGCCAACGCAUUUAAUAGUCAAAUGGACAGUAGUAGAUUCUUGCAGCCACAACCUGCUGCAGGUGGCUACCCUCCCUAUUCCAGCUUUGGAGCUCCUAGUUUUGGAUAUGGAUUGGCAAAUACUAAUGCUUUUUACGGUGGUUUUGGUGCUUAUGCUUUUGGAAGCUCCAUUGCUGGUUAUAGUGGCUCAGCUUUGGCAUAUGGUAACCAAACUGCUACAAGCACUGGAUAUGCAAGCAGCACUGCUGAUCUUCGGAAAGGCCAAUGGGGCAGCCAGAGUAUUGGGCAUGGUGCCUUGGGCUACAGCCUAAAUCCUGGCUAUGGGUUCACUGUUCCUUGGAAUACUCCAGGUGGUGCUGCAUCAUUAGGACGAUCUCCAAGAGGCACUGCUAACUCGGGAACUAGUAGUUACCGUGGUGUUGAAUACCCUUUUACUGAUUCUGGUAAACAUCAAACACUAAAUAAGCAUAGAGGGAGCAUAAAAAAAAAUAGAAAUGCAGGUCAGAAUUCUGCUGAAACAGGGCAUCAUGAGGCGAGUGGAGGCUUCAAGGGAAGGACCUAUGACAGCAGUGAUGGUGCUUCACAGUAUCCAGAUGGUACAUGAAGGUCUUCCUGAGCUUUUACCUGGUUGUGGUGAACAUGAGAACAGGAGGUAUUAGCUGUUAUAGGUGUUCACAUCUAACAUGUGUCACUAUACCUGGUUAUUGACAAGAAAUUCUGCUUUCUGAUACAAGAUCCUCAGAUUGACUGGAUACUUCAAUCUUGACUGUGGUUUCAUGUUCUUAUGUUGCAAGAACAAUGUCACUAGCUAGUUAUAGUCUAGCAGUGUUUAUCUUUUAGUUGUUCUUACUUGGCUUUUACCUAAUGGUCUCGGUGACCUGAUUGUGCUUGAUGAAUUUAUCCCCAUUGUAAAUGCUUCUCCAUCCAGCAGUUAGGCUUGGUCAACAACUACUAGAUCAUUCAUGUCCAGUGUUUACUAACAGAAUUAAACACAAAGUGGCAGCAAAUGAUUUAUGAUUUGGUGCAAAUCGAUUGGAGUAAAGAUUCUUCAUAUCGCUUUGCUGGUGGAUCCUUUCAACCUUGGACAUUAAA